Messenger RNA from Dipodomys ordii (Ord's kangaroo rat), 931 nucleotides. It is a transcript of the gene Mrps26, whose product is annotated as mitochondrial ribosomal protein S26. The transcript is spliced from 4 exons. NCBI's taxonomy places the organism in Eukaryota, Metazoa, Chordata, Mammalia, Rodentia, Heteromyidae. Gene Ontology annotation, cellular component: mitochondrial small ribosomal subunit. The coding region runs from base 18 to 635 and encodes 205 amino acids. The record is from RefSeq and is a predicted model, not a curated record.
CGUGAGCGGACGCCGGCAUGCUGCGCUCGCUGAGCGCCGUGUGCGCGCGGCCUCCGUGCCGGCCUCCGGCCCUGCUACUGUUGCCGCCGGCGCGCAGCCGCAAGACCCGCCAUGACCCGCCCGCCAAGUCCAAGAUCGGGCGCGUGAAGGUGCCGCCCGCGGUGGACCCGACGGAGUUGUUCGUCGUGACGGAGCGUUACCGGCAGUACCGCCAGACCGUGCGCGCCCUCAGGCAGGAGUUCUCGUGGGAGGUGCGGAGGAAGCUGCAGGAGUCCCGAACCGGGGUGCUGGAGCGCAAGGUGCGGGAGGAAGCCGCCGAGCACCAGAGGCUGAUGGCCUGGAACCGGGCGGAGAACCAGCGGCUGCACGAACUGCGGAUUGAGAGACUGCGACGGGAGGAGCUGGAGCAGGAGCAGCGGCAGGCCGAGGAGCAGGCCCGUCGAGCCCUGGAGGAGCAGGCUCGGGUGCAGCUCAAGGAGCAAGAAGUGCUGCAGCUGCAGGAAGAGGCAAAAAACUUCAUCACCCGGGAGAACCUGGAGGCACGUAUAGAAGAAGCACUGGACUCCCCAAAGAGCUACAACUGGGCCAUCACCCGAGAAGGGCAGGUGAUCAGGUCGCAGAACAGAGGCUCCUAGGGGCCCAGUAGGGACAGUGUGUAUGUGUGUGUGAAUGGGAAAGGCAAGGCUAAGCUUGCUCUGAAGCAAAGCACUGCCUAUGAGACAGGUUUGGCCCUUCCUGGGCAGCCCUCAACCUCGGGUCUCAAGCUCAUCAUCACUUGGCCAGAAAUUCCCAGAACCACAGUCAUAUACAGCCUCAGGACAUCAAUAACCCUAGAGUGGUUUCUGUCUCACAGGGCAACAUCCCUGCACAGAGACAGGGCAUGAGAUACAUGAGCCACUUGUGACCUGCUGUCUGCUUUUGUAAAUAAAGA